Morone saxatilis (striped sea-bass) is the source of this 2764-nucleotide messenger RNA. RefSeq names its product ribophorin I (gene rpn1). NCBI's taxonomy places the organism in Eukaryota, Metazoa, Chordata, Actinopteri, Moronidae. Gene Ontology annotation, cellular component: membrane; oligosaccharyltransferase complex. The coding region runs from base 125 to 1924 and encodes 599 amino acids. The transcript has 10 exons. The record is from RefSeq and is a predicted model, not a curated record.
GGACCGAAUGUAGCGUCAUCCUUUCUGAUGUAGAGCGGCGCGGCGGCCUUUCUCUGCUGCUCUACAUUUCACACAGUGUGCCCGCUCUGAUCCCGGUGUUGCAGCUCUUUUAUUGUCUUCAACCAUGGCUGUAAAGUCUCCGCUCCUGGCCGCCUGCCUGCUGCUUCUGUCCGUGAGCUGGGAGGUUUCAGCGGACGGUCUGGUGAACGAGGAGGUGAAGAGGACUGUGGACUUGAGCACUCAUCUGGCUAAGAUCACUGCGGAGAUCGUGCUGUCCAACCAGGGACACUCUGCCGUCCAGAGCUUCGUGCUGGCGGUAGAGGCUGACCUGGCCCCGCACCUGGCAUACAUCGGAGCCUCGGUCAAGGGUGAUGAGGAGGAAGAUGGCACACUUGAACUCCAACAGACUACAAUUCCAGGCCAAAGCGGGCAGUUUUAUAAAGUGCAGCUGCCCUCCACUCUGGCAGCAGGUGCUCAGUUGAAAGCGAAGGUGGAGAUGACAUUUAGCCACGUCCUGAAGCCCUUCCCCACACAAAUCACCCAGGCCGAGCGCCAGCUGGUGGUCUUCCAAGGGAACCACUACCUGUACUCCCCAUACCCAACCCGCAGCCAGACCACGCGUGUCCGCCUGGCUUCCAAGACUGUGGAGAGCUACACCAAGCUUGGUAACCCCAGCAAGAAUGAUGAGAUCGUCGAGUACGGACCCUUCCGCGAUGUGGCGCCGUUCAGCGAGGAUACCAUGAAGAUCCAUUACGAAAACAACACGCCCUUCCUCACCAUCAGCAGCAUCACUCGGACCAUUGAGGUCUCUCACUGGGGUAACAUUGCUGUGGAAGAGACCAUCGACUUGAGGCACACAGGAGCCGUCCUGAAGGGGCCUUUUUCACGUUACGAUUAUCAACGUCAGUCAGACAGCGGCAUCUCAUCUGUCAAAUCCUUCAAGACUAUCCUUCCUGCCUCGGCCCAGGACGUCUACUACAGAGAUGAGAUCGGCAACAUCUCCACCUCUCAUCUGCAGGUGCUGGAUGACUCAGUGGAGGUGGAGGUCAGGCCUCGCUUCCCCUUGUUCGGAGGCUGGAAGACCCAUUACAUGAUUGGUUACAAUCUGCCCAGCUACGAGUACCUUUACACCCUGGGUGACCAGUAUGCACUGAAGAUGAGACUGGUUGACCAUGUGUAUGAUGACCAGGUCAUUGACUCCCUCACUGUGAAAAUCAUCCUGCCAGAGGGAGCCAGGAACAUCCACGUGGAUACACCUUACAGGAUUGAUCGCAUGCCAAACCAGCUGCAUUAUACGUAUCUGGAUACCUUUGGCCGACCAGUGCUGGUUGCCACCAAGAACAACCUAGUGGAGCAUCACAUCCAGGAUGUUGUGGUUCAUUAUAACUUCAAUAAGAUCCUGAUGCUGCAGGAGCCUCUCUUGGUCGUAGGAGCCUUCUACAUCCUCUUCUUCACUGUCAUCAUCUACGUCCGCCUGGACUUUGCCAUCACAAAGGAUCCUGCGGCUGAGGUGCGCAUGAAGGUCGCAUCCAUCACCGAGCAGGUGCUGACUCUAGUUAACAAGCGCCUGGGUCUGUAUCGACACAUGGACGAGGUGGUCAACCGCUACAAGCAGUCCCGUGACACCGGAGCGCUCAAUAGCGGGCGGAAGACUCUGGAGGCCGACCACCGCACUCUCACCAACGAGAUCAGCUCUCUGCAGGCCCGCCUCAAAGCCGAGGGCUCCGAUUUGGCUGAUAAGGUCGGGGAGGUGCAGAAGCUGGACGGCCAGGUGAAGGAGCUGGUGUGCCGCUCAUGCCAGGAGGCGGAGCGACUGGUGGCGGGUAAGGUCAAGAAGGAGGCUUACAUCGAGAGCGAGAAGACUCUGACCAGCAAGAGACAGGAGCUCGUCAGCCGAAUUGACAGUCUGUUGGAUGCCCUCUAAACUACUCCUGCCACACUCGCACACAGAAACAGUUAACACCACCCUUACUACGACAUACAGCCGACUAUUUGUAUGUAUGAGAAUUAAAUGUGACACAAAUGCUUACACAUUUUUUUUUUUUUUUUUACCAUCCUUGAAUCCAGACAUGGACUGUUAACAUCUCAUCUUAUGGUAGUGAUGGGUUUAUCUUGUGCCUUGCGAUAAACUCGAGGUCACUGUGUGCUCAGCUCUCCAGCAGCUACGUCAUUUUAGCAUUUUGUUUUUGUUUUUGAGUUUGUUGAGCUAUACUUCAACUUCGCACACCUUGCUCAGACUUGACACUUCAUUUCUAUGUUCUGGACUUUGUAUUUUUCUUCGCCCCCCCCUCCCCUCUUAAGUAUGUAUGGUUAUGGGACUUUUUUUUUGUUGAAACGAGCUAGCUGAAGGGCCCAAGUGUUUUUCGGUCUCAUGUCUUUACUCACAUACGCUGUUUUCUAAGAUUGAAUCAUCUAGUUUUUAAGUAUGAAGGUGAAAGUCUUUUCCGAUCUUAUCUCUUUUGCACUUACAACUUUUUUCUACUCGCCCCAGGCUGACGUUUAUAUUUGAACAAAUUUGAAGCUCUGAUUCUGUGUCAUCCCCAACACUUUUUGCUUGAUGUACAUCAGUCAUAUUUUCUACAUUUUGUAUGAUUUUUCUUUUUUGUUUUGUAAGUGGUGUUUUUUUUUUUUGACCAUGAGAUUAGUGAAUUCAUGAGAUUAGGCUAUAUGCGAGAAAAGACAUGGGAGAUGGGACACAGAUGUUUGUGAAAUGGGCAACUGUAUGAAAAGCUGUCAAUUUGAAAUAAAGUUUUGAGAAACUCAU